Melitaea cinxia (Glanville fritillary) is the source of this 2478-nucleotide messenger RNA. RefSeq names its product protein O-mannosyl-transferase TMTC1-like. The record is from RefSeq and is a predicted model, not a curated record. Bases 1 to 2478 code for a protein of 825 amino acids. NCBI's taxonomy places the organism in Eukaryota, Metazoa, Arthropoda, Insecta, Lepidoptera, Nymphalidae. Gene Ontology annotation, molecular function: protein binding; mannosyltransferase activity. Gene Ontology annotation, biological process: protein O-linked glycosylation via mannose. The transcript is spliced from 14 exons.
AUGUGCAAAUGUAGGAAUGUGACUCUGAGAACACCAAGAACUAGUCCGAAGAUGAAACGUCGCUUGACAACAGUACGGGAAGAGCCUAAGUCUUCUAAAAGUCUAUGUAACAGUGACCUAGCCAUUUAUACUAUGGUGGUGUCUACCGCAGUGUUAAGUUAUGUGAACAGUUUGAACGGUGAAUUUGUUCAUGAUGAUAUACCGGCGAUUGUAACGAAUGGUGACGUGGUAGGAACGAAUAGUUUGAAGCAGUUGUUCCUUAAUGAUUUCUGGGGAACGCCGAUGGCUGAUCCGAACAGUCAUAAGUCCUAUCGGCCACUGACGACUCUGUCUUUUAGACUGAACUACGCGUUAACGGGCUUAAAGCCGUGGUGGUGGCACGCUUGCAAUGUCUCGCUACACGCAGCGUGCUGUGCGCUCGUCGCGCGGGCCUGCGUCACCAUCGCAAGACUUCAACGCCCGUUCGCUGCACUUGCUGCGCUGUUGUUCGCAGUCCAUCCCGUACACACUGAGGCGGUAGCCGGCGUGGUCGGUAGAGCGGAUGUGCUCGCUUGCAUAUUUUUCCUAUCAUCGCUUUUAGUGUACCAUAGACCUACAAGCAAUAAGAAGUGUGUUUGGCUGAGCGUGGUCCUUGGAGCUCUCAGUAUGCUGGCUAAGGAGACAGGCGUAACAGUUCUACUGCUCAAUCUAGCGAUAGAUUUUUACAGAUGUUGGCCACUUGUCAAAAGGUCACUUUGUUCCUUGAAGAUCGACAAGAAAUGCACAGGGUUGUCAGUAAGGACGACGAAAGUUCUGGUCUCUCUAUCGUUGCUGGUCUGCCUUCGCCUUGCUCUGCUUCAAGGGACCUGGCCAACAUUUUCAGCUCAGGACAAUCCUGCUGCAUUCCACCCAAGUUUUUUUGUAAGAUUAAUGACCUUUUGCUAUUUGGCCGCCUUUAACUGGUGGCUACUCCUUUGUCCGUGGACCCUCAGCCACGACUGGCAGAUGGGUUCCGUUCCUCUCAUCACCAGCGGUUGGGACCCGAGGAAUUUUAUCACCUGUGCUGCUUUUGGGGCCUUGCUGCUUUUGUGCUAUAGAUGUAUUAGUGAUUUGGAGGUCCAAAGACACACCCCCGCUGUGAUUGGCUUGUUGCUGUUGGUGGUACCAUUUGUUCCAGCAAGCAAUCUCCUCGUCACUGUCGGGUUCGUCAUCGCAGAACGAGUUUUGUACAUACCGAGUGUCGGAAGCGUGAUAAUAACAGCGUAUGGCGUGCAACUCAUGUGGUACUCGAAGCCAGGUGCGAAGGCAGCGCUGGUGGUGGUGCUGGCGGUACUGGCCGCUAGUGGCGUGGCUCGCACACACCGCCGCAACGCCGACUGGCGGGAUCGAGCCACUCUAUUAAGAGCGGAUUUAGCGAGUUUACCUCAAAACGCGAAACUGCACUACAACUUCGGAAACUUUCUCCGUGAGACCGAACAGCAAGACAACGCUAUCAAACAUUACAAAGAAGCUUUGAGGUUAUGGCCGUCGUAUGCAAGUGCUCACAACAAUAUCGGUACGCUGAUCAACGCGGACAGUGCAGAACAGCAUUUUUUAAAAGCAAUCAAAUACAACAGGCACCACGUGAAUGCUCACUAUAAUCUUGGGAAAUUAUACAAAAAAAGCGGUCGUAUCAUACAAGCAAUCAAAAUGCUGGAACGCUGCAUAGUACUACAGCCGAGAUUCGUUCAAGCGCAAGUCGAACUUUUGUCUCUGAAGCCGGAAUCUGAGAAACCGAAGAUUUUGAAGAGACUGCUGGAAUUGGAGCCGAAUAAUUGGGAACAUUACGUGCUCUAUGGAAACUGGUUGAGUAAAAAAGGCUUACCGGGAGCCGCCGCCAAAUAUUUCCUUGAAGCCACGAGAUUAAGCUUCAGAAAUCGAAACGUCGAGAAACCUAUCAGAGGAGAUUUAAUCUCAUUUAGAUCAACGGCGCUCAUGUACAGGAGUUUGGGACAAAAGUCUAGGACGUUACAGCUAUUGACGAGGUGGCACACGUGGCGGCGCGGCUGGCCGAGCGCGGCGGCGGCGCACACGUACCUACGAGACUGGCGCCUCCGGCUCGAGCUAGAAGGCCGAGCGCUCGCCUACUCCAAAGCUGUCAACCCUACCAAAUCAACAACAUGCUUCGACCAUAGGCAGCUCGCAGUCGGUGCAACCGAAGCAGAAGUGACAACAAACAAUGAAGAAUUAGUUAAAAGUGAUGAAAUCGUUAAAAGUGAUGAACGAGACGUUACAAAAAGUGUUUCGGUGGACAAUACGUGCGAUAAUAAAACGUGCGGAUUAAAAAAACGUAAUCUAUCAAUAUCGACGCAAAUUAAAACAACACACAACAAAUCGGAAAUCGGACUCAAGCAAAAGAAGUGUAUGAUGCAUAGGAAACAAAAAAAUAUCAAAAAUAAUGAUGUGAUAGCGGAUAUAGCGGCACCGCUUGCUGAGCAUAUUUUAAUGAAGACAUUUUAA